UAUUAAACUGAUAGGAUAAGAUAUAAAAUAAUUUAAGAUUGCUCAUGUAUGUUUUAAAGUUAAUUUGCUCAAGCAUUUGUGAAAAUUUACAGUUCCAGUUGAGGUUUUAAAUUUAGUCGUUUGUAGGUAUUUUAAGUUUUGCCUCUGAAUUCCUUAUAAGUGCUGCUAAGCCUUUGAUAAGUUUUACUCCAUGAAAGAAUAUUACUGAAAAAAACUUAAUCUCAAUAAAAGAACUUUAAUAAGCUUGACUAAAUAUUUAGAAAGCACAUUGUGUUCAGUGAAACUUUGUACAUAAUGAAUAGAAUAAUAAAAGAUUAUAUUGGCUGACUAGUCUGUAAUUGCCUCGAGGAAAGCAUACAAUGAAUAAGUUAUUUUGGUUACUUCCUCAAAAUAGCCAACCCAAUAGGGAAAUGGAGAAAAUGUACUCUGAACACCAUGAAAAGGGAACCUGAAAAUCUAAUGUGUAAACUUGCAGAAAUGACAUUAGAAAACAAAACCAACAAAAGAGAACACUCUCCAAAAUAAUCUGAGAUGCACAAAAGGCAAACAUUCAUUCACUAGAGUUGGAAUUUCCCUAAGUCUAUGCUGAGAUAAGUAGCAUAUUUGACCUUCACCAUGAUUAUCAAGCACUUCUUUGAAAUUGUGUUGGUGCUGCUGGCCUCUACCACUGUCUUCUCUCUAGAUUUGAAACUGAUUCUCUUCCAGCAAAAAAGAGUGAAUCAAGAAAGUUUAAAACUCUUGAAUAAGUUGCAAACCUCAUCAAUUCACCUGUGUCUACCACACAGGAAAAACUUUCUGCUUCCUCAGAAGUCUUUGAGUCCUCAGCAGUACCAAAAAGGACAUACUCUGGCCAUUCUCCAUGAGAUGCUUCAGCAGAUCUUCAGCCUCUUCAGGGCAAAUAUUUCUCUGGAUGGUUGGGAGGAAAAUCACAUGGAGAAAUUCCUAAUUCAACUUCAUCAACAGCUAGAAUACCUAGAAGCACUCAUGGGACUGGAAGCAGAGAAGCUAAGUGGUACUUUGGGUAGUGAUAACCUUAGAUUACAAGUUAAAAUGUACUUCCGAAGGAUCCAUGAUUACCUGGAAAACCAGGACUACAGCAGCUGUGCCUGGGCCAUUGUCCAAGUAGAAAUCAACCGAUGUCUUUUCUUUGUGUUCAGUCUCAUAGAAAAGCUGAGAAAACAAGGAACAGACCCUUGAACGACAUGAAACAAGAGCUUACUACAGAGUUGUAGAAGCCCAAGGUAGGUGGAGGAACUAGAGGACUUCUCCAAACAUGAUUAUUUCUGUUCUUCAUAGAAUAGUAAUACAAUUUAUAGUACAAUCACACUGUUUUGAUUUUGUAUAUAUAUAUUUAUCUGUGUUUUAAGAUUGUGCAUAUUGACCACAAUUGUUUUUAUUUUGUAAUGUGGCUUUAUAUAUUCUAUCCAUUUUAAAUUGUUUAUAAGUCAAAAUAAAUUCAUUGAUAUGGUUGAUUCUUCAAA
Molecule: messenger RNA, 1481 nt
Organism: Mandrillus leucophaeus (drill)
Lineage: Eukaryota; Metazoa; Chordata; Mammalia; Primates; Cercopithecidae
Gene: IFNE
Product: interferon, epsilon
Exons: 1
Coding region: 616-1197 (193 amino acids)
Biological process (GO): natural killer cell activation involved in immune response; response to exogenous dsRNA; defense response
Cellular component (GO): extracellular region
Molecular function (GO): cytokine activity; type I interferon receptor binding
Source: RefSeq, a predicted model, not a curated record